This is a messenger RNA of Paramecium sonneborni, 614 nucleotides long. The record is from the annotation of a GenBank genome assembly. Lineage: Eukaryota; Ciliophora; Oligohymenophorea; Peniculida; Parameciidae.
AUGAAAUAACAUGCUGAUAACUAUUUUGUUAACAGAAUACCUAAACCUAUUUCAUAAAUGAGUACUAAUUAAGUAGUUACAAAAUCAAAUGAAUAAAAGCCAACAUCCUAUUUAACAUUUUGUAGAAAUAAACAUAAAAGAAAGAAUGAGACAGCCCUUAAAUAACCAUAUUUGCAGUCUAGCUCUAUAGGUGCUAAAAUUGAAUAUGAUUAAAUUGCUUUAAAUGAAUUCAAAGAAUAUAGUGUCAUCAUAAAAACCAAGUGCCAAAUUAAUAUCAUAAAGAAUAAAAACUUCACCAUCUAUUCAAAUUUGGGAACCAGAGUAGAUAUCAAAAUAAUCAUAAGAAAAUAUCUGAGUUAUAACUCCUAACUUCAAAGAUGUUUUUUGUGACUAUUCAAGUUCAAUUAUAAGUAGUCAAAUAUAAGGAGAAAUGUAAUAGUUUGUAAGACCAAAUUAAAUCAAAAUAAAAAAAUUUUCAGAAAAAAGUUCUAAAAAUUAUUUAAAUCUUUAAAACUCAUCGAGAAAGAAAUGAAGAAAAAUAAUCAAAAAGCAAAACCCUUAUUAAAACUUAAAUACCUAAAUCUAACAUUUACUUUCAUGCAUAAACUUAAUGA